This is a messenger RNA of Dunckerocampus dactyliophorus (ringed pipefish), 6113 nucleotides long. RefSeq names its product gamma-aminobutyric acid type A receptor subunit alpha6a (gene gabra6a). The record is from RefSeq and is a predicted model, not a curated record. The coding region runs from base 450 to 1820 and encodes 456 amino acids. NCBI's taxonomy places the organism in Eukaryota, Metazoa, Chordata, Actinopteri, Syngnathiformes, Syngnathidae. Gene Ontology annotation, biological process: signal transduction; regulation of postsynaptic membrane potential; synaptic transmission, GABAergic. Gene Ontology annotation, cellular component: dendrite membrane; synapse; neuron projection. The transcript has 9 exons. Gene Ontology annotation, molecular function: transmitter-gated monoatomic ion channel activity involved in regulation of postsynaptic membrane potential; GABA-A receptor activity; GABA-gated chloride ion channel activity.
UCGGUCAUCACAUAAAUACAAUUCAUGCAACUAUUUCACAAUGUUCAGCUCCAAAAUUCAACGUUUUCUUCCACAAGGUUGUGUGGGUGUCGGUUAAGUAUAUGCUGUUGUUUUCUUGUUAUUACAAACAAGAUAAACUAUAUACUUUCAGUCGCGCUGUACUCGUGACAAGCUUUUACGAAUACAGCAUUCCCACAAUGACCAGGGUCUACCUUGAUAACCUCUUUCCCUUUGACGUGCAGCUCGAUGUCUCUGGCUCCCAAAUGACAUUUCACUUCUUUAGCAGACGUCCCCGGAGGAACGUUGACUUCGACAAAGACCUCCUCCAUAGUUUGGCUCCAUGAACCCCAGCUUGUCUGACAGGGGACCACCCCGCUCCUCUCGUCGAAGUGCACCGACAUGUCGCGGAUUCAAUUUGAUAUUCUGAUCGUAGAGUCUAGCUAACGCAAAUGCAAAUGAGAGGAUUUACUCAGACAACAUCACUCGCAUUCUGGAUCGGCUUUUGGAUGGUUAUGACAACAGGCUACGACCUGGAUCCGGAGGUACCCAUAGACACAACACCUUGCAUAUCUACAAUACACAUUAUUUGCAUGAUCUUGUAUUGUUGUGCAUUUUUGGUUUGUGUUCCAGGCGGCAUUACAGAAGUGAAAACAGACAUCUUUGUCACAAGCUUUGGACCUGUGUCAGAUGUUGAUAUGGAAUACACCGUGGACAUGUUCUUUCGACAGAUGUGGGUUGAUGAAAGGCUUAAAUUUGAGGGUCCCAUUGAAAUCCUACGGUUGAACAACCUCAUGGUAGACAAGAUCUGGACACCGGACACAUUUUUCCGCAACUCCAGAAAGUCCAUUUCCCACAACAUGACCACACCUAACAAGCUUUUUCGUAUUAUGCAAAAUGGGACUGUCCUCUACACAAUGAAACUGACAAUAAGGGCAGAGUGUCCGAUGAGGCUUAUGGACUUCCCCAUGGAUGGUCACGCUUGUCCUCUCAGGUUUGGCAGCUAUGCCUACACCAGCAGUGAAAUAGUUUUCACCUGGAGGAAGGGCCCAAUAGCGUCUGUGGAUUGUCCCAAAGAGUCCAUGAGUCUUUUGCAGUAUGAUCUGGUGGGACAGACUUUGUCCAGUGAGGUUUUCAAGUCAAACACAGGUCACUACUCUGUGCAGGUGGUCCAUUUCCACCUGCAGAGGAAGCUGGGAUAUUACCUCAUCCAGACGUACAUCCCACUUAUCAUGGUUGUCGUGCUGUCACAAGUUUCUUUCUGGAUCAACAAGGAGUCUGUUCCUGCACGUACAGUGGCUGGCAUCACCACAGUGCUAACAAUGACCACCUUGAGCAUCAGUGCCCGCCAGUCACUGCCCAAAGUAGCCUACGCCACAGCCAUGGACUGGUUCAUCGCCGUGUGUUUCGCCUUUGUGGCAUCGGCCCUUGUCGAGUUUGCAGCUGUUAACUACUUUGCCACGCUGCAGGCCAACCACCUGAAGAAAAAGAAAGUCCGGCAAGACAAGCUGGAGGUUCUAGCGACAGCUAGCGACGAUGAAGACACAAUUUCGCAGUCCACCACCGGCCCUCAAGAAGGCCUGAAGAGGAGAAACCACUCAAUGUGUCCCAGCGAACCAGCAGAGGCUCCGCCCCUGCCGAUAUUCCUUCAACAGGGCUCAGCUUUUCCACAAAUCCCACAGCUGGCUGGGACCAGCCCCAUCGACAAGUACGCCCGCAUCCUCUUCCCCCUGACCUUUGCACUCUUCAACCUCGUCUACUGGUACAUCUACUUAGCCAAGGACACCAUGGAGAGAGCCAGGGAUGUGGCUCCAACCUCUUAAAAAGCAAGAGGACCAGGAACAGGGCACGUGCAGGAAGAGAGACCACCCUCCCCCAUCAUCUCUCUCUCUCUCUCUCUGUGAAGCUCUCAGCAUUUGUUCUGCUCUCAUCUGACAGAGGAAAUGAAUCAGAAACUCAUUUAUUCUCCUGCCGCACAUCUAUUCAUUUCACAGGCUGUGACCGCUGCCCACUUGUGUUCUGAUCAGUACGCUGAAGAGCCGCCCUUCACGGGCCCUCCGUCGCUUUCACAUCUCCGCACUCGUCAAUGCAGACCACGACGGGCCGAUACGACCCGCGUUGGCGCCCACCCUCUUCCCUCCCUCCCGACAGGCUCACAAGGCGCAAGACACAUCAAAAAGGAAGCGGAUGAUAUCAUCUAUGAUGGCUGCACCUGCUUUGUGAUGCAAGAGUGAACCAACGCUCUACACAGCCCUCUACAGAGCGCAGCUCUCACUACAAGCACAUCAAAGACGACUGGAGAGGAGGCUGGCAUCCUUCCUCGUGGCUCCAAAAUGUGCUCAAAGCUCAGAAAAUGAAUGGCAAGAGUGGGCUUUGCUUCCCACCUUUGUGUCCCGUGUGGCUGUGUUGGGAUUCUGCUGCAGACUGCUUUGGAAAACAUUGCAUUAGGAAGGCCGGAUCGUGUUUCAUGGAUGGUAGUGCAACGUUAAAAAGUAAUGGAUCUAGAUUGAGUAGAGAGCACAAGUGCUUUUGUGUUAGCAGGGCACUUCCUGUAGGUUUACUAGGGAAAGGAUGGGACCAUACCAUUUAUUAACCUAGGGCAGAGGGGAACGGUUGCAUCAUGACGCAACUGGUAAAAGGAGACAUUUCGCUAACUAAAGAGGCAUGCGUAACAAAUCUGUUUCCUGACUUUUUUCUGUUCUGUAUGAACCCCGAUGACGCAGAAUGGGGGGGACAAAGUAGUGACGGCGUCAGCAGAAAGGGUCGUUUCCUGGUGAAAACAGGAGCGUUGAGGUUGAGUAGUGACCUGAAUGUAAGACAGUAGUUUUCUAUAGAAAAAAAGUAUAUUUGGACUCUACAAAACAACAGGUGCCGCCAAGCUACUCUUCCUCCAGGCUUUUCUUCCUGUCACUCACACCAAUGACCUGGAGAGAUGCGACCCCUACACAGUGACCCAUUGGAAUAAAAAGUGUGUCAAAGGUUUGUAGCAAGUUAGCGAACAACAUCGGAAGAGUUAGGAUGCUAAUUUUAAGACAAUGGUUAUCCAUGAGGCUGAGUCAUCAAAGAAACUGUCAAAGAGAUAUGAUAUCCAUUUUUAUUGCAAUCUACCAGUUGUCAUUUCACUGCUUCAUUCAUGAUUCAAUUUGAUUUGGGCUUAAAAAUAUUUCUCCAAAAGCAGUUCUUAUAUUCAGUCGUCUUGUAUGCGAGUUGUUCCUUUUUAGCAGGGUGAGAUUUUUCUACCACAGGGUGGGCAAACUACGCCCCAGGGGCCCGCCAAGCAUUUGAAUCCUGCCCGCCAGUUGCUUCUGAAGUAUUUCAUUUAAACGUUGAACAUACAAGCCGGCAACAUGACUUGCAAGUAGUCAGAGUCAGUCAAUUUUAAGGAGCUUUUCACAUGCAGCGAUCCAGACAACUACCGCACCCAUGGUGCCAAACAAAUCUGACACACAACUUAAACUACCCCCUGCACUGGGAAGUAAAAAAGAAGGGACGUUCACAUACCCUUUAAGAAUCAAAUGUUUUAUCUUUCACAGUUCAUAUUCCGGGUGUCUUAUUCAGUUAAAAAAAAAAAAAAAAAGUAAAAUUUGAUGUGAUCUGAUGUUAAAAGUGGUCCUGGAAAAAGGGACACAAGCACAUAUAGCAGAUCGUAUGACACUUCUACAGACAAAAUAAGACAAAUAAUUCCAUGUGGGCUGUUAGAAUUAUAAACUUAAACUAGUGUGCAUGUAUCAAAUAUGUAGUCUCGCCCCCCCGGCCAAUUCUGCUAACUCAAUGCGGCCCGCGACUCAAAACGUUUGCCCACCCCUGUUUUACCAGCUGCAAAAUAAUGGUAGAGUCUGAAGUAAGGUUUACAAUUGAAUAUUAAAAGGAGUAGAUGCAAACAAUUGCAAUGCCAGCGCUGGAGAGAACGGUCAGCCUCCCAACCAAGGUCUAGCGAGGUCCAAGCGGUCUCUAAAGUGAAACUUAGUUCCUCUUCCUCAUAUGCCUGCUGUGGAGGCGGUCUCAAUGAUCAGGAAAGUUACCGUUAACUGUUUGUUGGUGUAUUGGUCUGCUCUGGUUUCAACUAAUCUUUGGCUUGGAGGCUGGGCGUUUCAGCCAGGAGACAAAAGGAUGACCAUCUCUCUGUUGUAGAUAAGCACAUACAUGUUGCCUUAGCCAUCCAGAGUGGAAAACAUUCCAUUCCUAACAGGGCCAAUACGGUACCUCCUCUGUCUGUCUGCAUUUUUAUCCACAUUUGCACUAAAAUGUAAUGUGUCCUGCACAUGUACUAGACCUUUAUAUUAUAAAGGUAAAUGUUAUAAAGUUUAUAACAUUUCAUGUCAAUCAAAUUGUGCAGUUUGUGUGUAAUCCUGCUAACUAACUAACACACUGUGAUCAAAAGCAGACCUCCACCAAGGCUUAAAGGUCCCAUAUUCUACGUUUAAAAGUGGUCUGAUUAAGCUGUACAGGGAACACGCUGUUUUGUGGGUGCAUAGUCGUCUGGGAAGUGGUGGUGUACACAUGGGGCGGGCUCAUCUAGCUCAUCAGCGGCGGUAUCAUACGCUUUUUCCUUCAAGAUAUGAAAACCCAGAACUUUUAAAGCAAGCGUUUGAGCUUCUCUUCUCUCAAAAUUGGAGCCAACAAGUGAGGCAGAUGAUAGAUUUUUGGCACAUUUGGUGCUCAUAAUCAGCAUCUAGGAACACUACUCUGCCGACAUAAUUAAAAAGUACUUUUGCAUUAAAAAAAGUGUCCCCUCUGAAGUCAAUGUGUGUUAAUGGCUAAAAAUAAAAGUUUUAUCCAGAGUGAUAAUUCCUUGGUAUAGCAGCCUACAUAAGCACAAUAUUCCCAACAUGAUUAGAUGUGAUCUACCAUUUGAUAUGUAAAUAGCGGUCAUAUCUGGAUCACAUCUGGAUGUAACCUGGGCUUUAUUGACGAGAUAACAGAGGUGGGAGCAAGUCAGUGUUUUGCAAGUCUCGAGUGUUUAAUCUCAAGUCUCGAAUCAAGUCUCAAGUCAAGACAAGACGGGUCAAGUCAAGUCUGAAGUCAUGGGCUUGACAUUUUUGAGUCCUUACAAGUCAUAAGUACCGUUAAUUGUCUCCCAAAGAAAAUGUCCUUUUAACAAUAUAAUCUCAUAAAUGUAUUUUGAAUUGCUUUAUUUUUAGUUUAGUUUAGUUUUAGGAUUUAGUCAGUGCACAGAAAUGUAAUCAACAGAUUCAUUUUUUGUUCAUAAAGCUGAUUGGUCGUUAAUCGACGUAUUCACUGAGACAGAUUCAAAGGGAAAAUAUGUUGUCUUGCUGGAAAUUAUAUGACAAUCAUGCUACUGAAUACCUGGAAUGGGGGGCGUGACUUGUUGGAGCAUGUUUUGUAUGUCCUUGGUGUAGGCUCUUAUUUUGUUAGACUUCCUGUUUGGUCCCGUGUUUUAUGCUGCUUUUACUUUCCUGAUGACGCGCACCUGGCGCUAGUUUAAGUUUCCCUUGACUUAGUUCAGCCGGCGGCGUCAUUUUUUGCUGGAUGUGUGUUCUGGCUAUAUGCUUCUGCUAGUUUCCUUUUUUCUGCUCUGCGGUAAUUAAAGCCUUUUUACCUGCACUGGGUUCCUGUCUCUGCAUCUGGGGGUCAGUGCCGCACCAGUUCCUGACAUUAAGCCUAGAUCACAGCCUUGGCCGUGAGGUUUUUGGCAUUCCUCAAAUUGCUGUGUUUUUGUUUUUGUUUUGUGCGUGGAGAGGGUAGUUGUGGUGACCAAGAUGGAGUAAGAGCUCCACACGCAAGGAGGACGUAUGAAAUAUCUGAAUGUCCGUACAGCCGAUGUCGACCUAGGCUUUACUCAACACAUUCACCGAGAAUCUCAAGUCUUUUCAAGUCAUCAGACUAAAGUCGGAGUCAAGUCCCAAGUUAAUGAUGUCAAAGUCCAAGUACUUUGCGGAAAUUCGCAAAAUAACCACAAUCAACGAGGGAUUACCUAUAUUGAAAAUGGAGAAUUGUCACAGUCUAAAAGACGCUGGAGUCACUGUUUCUAUUGCUAAAAGUCACGGUUUCGAUCACUGUCAUCCAUUAUUAGAUAAUGCAGCUUUAUAGAUGAGAAGAAGUUACACACCGUGAAAGCUUCCAUGUGAAUUGUUUGACCUUGUUGUUGGCAAAAA